GCGAGGGCGGCGGGGGCGCUGGCGGCCGCGGCGCUGCGGGCCUGGCGCUCGGGGCAGGCAGCGAGGGCGUGGAUCCGAAGCAGAGCUUCGCAGCGCCAGCGCUCGUGGCUGGCGAGCGCGCUGUGCCAGUGGAUGACGUGGUCGCGCCGACGGAGAAGGCAGCUGCAGGACGGGUGCGAGCGCUGCCUUUCCGCCUGGGUGACGCGCGUGCAGCGUGCUGCUCGGCACCAGCACAGGCUGUCUCGACGGCUGCUGGCCCGCCGGGCUUGGCGCGGUUGGCGGGCCGCUGCCGCGCGCCUGUGCGGGGCACGGGCGUUCUUGAUCCGGUCGCGCCCUUUACUGUUGCAACCGUUGGCCUUCGGCGCGCUGUGGCGGUGGCAGCAGCAUGCGGCAGCGAAGAGGGCCAUCCUUGCCUUGUCGGAGGCUCUGCGCAAGCUGCGCGGGGCGCGUGGGCUGUGGACUGCCUUGGAGAGGUUGGCUGCGCACAGAAGUGAGAAGG
Messenger RNA from Prorocentrum cordatum, 499 nucleotides. The record is from the annotation of a GenBank genome assembly. NCBI's taxonomy places the organism in Eukaryota, Dinophyceae, Prorocentrales, Prorocentraceae.